Messenger RNA from Brettanomyces bruxellensis, 1209 nucleotides. RefSeq lists its product as uncharacterized. The record is from RefSeq and is a predicted model, not a curated record. Lineage: Eukaryota; Fungi; Ascomycota; Pichiomycetes; Pichiales; Pichiaceae. The transcript has a single exon. The coding region runs from base 1 to 1209 and encodes 402 amino acids. Gene Ontology annotation, molecular function: FMN binding; oxidoreductase activity.
AUGCCUCACCCAUUAGCAGACACGAAUUUAUUCAAACCAAUCAAAGUUGGAAAAGUGACUUUGAAAAACAGAUUGGCGUACGCACCAACUACAAGAAACAGAAAUACUACAGAAUGGGUCCCUACGGAUUCCAUGAGGGAGUACUAUGCAGAAAGAGCGGAGAAUAACGGAGGGUUGUUGAUUGCAGAGGCCACAUCACCAUCUCCAGAUUUCGGCUAUUACACAAACACACCCAUGAUCGACACUCCACGGCAAGUUGCGGCCUGGAAGAAGAUUGUGGAUGAAGUUCACAGCAAGGGCUCAUACAUGUCGCUUCAAUUGUGGCACUUGGGCCGUGCUGCCAACCCCAAACUCUUGAAAGAUCACGGAAUUGAUUAUGUUGGACCUUCUCCAAUAUACAUAGAUGACACAUAUGAAAAGGGAGCUGAGGCAGCCGGCAACCCGCUCAGAGCCAUGACAGUUGACGAGAUCCACGCAGCAGUGAAAUCGUGGGCAAAAGCCGCCAAGAAGGCCGUCGACGAGGCGGGCUUUGACUUUGUGGAAAUUCACGCUGCACAUAUGUACUUGUUGGAUCAGUUCAUCCAGGCAGUGUCGAACCACCGGACCGACGAGUAUGGUGGAAGCAUCGAGAACCGGUCGCGGUUUGCUCUCGAGGUCGUCGACGCGAUGAUUGACGCAGUUGGUGCCGAGCAUGUGGCCAUUCGGCUUUCUCCGUACGUUCAAUUCCAAGGUGGUGAAGGUAUCAAUGCUAAGAUGAACCCGAUCGUCACGUGGGGAUACAUUCUCAGUGAGUUGGAGAGGAGGGCCCAAGAGGGAAACAGGAUUGGGUAUGUUUCGUUUAUCGAGCCGAGAUUCAAGACUUUUGAUGGGAAGCCAAACCCAUCCGAUAUUGGCAUCCAGUGGGCUACCGAUAUCUGGAAGGGGGUGUUUGUGAUCACGGGAGCCUUGCUUCACGACCCAGAUUACACACGGGUGCGGCAGCUUGUGAAUGCCAACGAUAGAACCAUCAUCGGAUCCAGUAGAUACUACACUUCCAAUCCAGAUCUUGCCAACCGUCUUAAAAACGGCUAUCCGCUCACCCAUUACAACCGGGCAACCUUCUACAACAACAUGUCCAACUACGGCUACAUCACCUGGGGAAAGUAUGGCGAGGAGAACCUAACUGAGGACAGCGAUGUUGCCAAAAGGGUUCCAAAGGCCUUGGCAUGA